This is a messenger RNA of Prorocentrum cordatum, 210 nucleotides long. Lineage: Eukaryota; Dinophyceae; Prorocentrales; Prorocentraceae. The record is from the annotation of a GenBank genome assembly.
GCCGCCGAGAUCUUCAUCAAGAUCGGGGCCCUCGACAGCCUGAUCGAGGUGAUCCGGCAGAUGCCCCCCACCGAGACGCAGUUGCUGCAGCUGGCCGUCAAGUGCUUCCGGAGCAACCAGCACUACGCGUUUGCCAAGGAGACCAUCCUCAAGCUCGGAGACGUGGGCCAGCUCAUCUCCCUGCACAUGGAGUCGCACCGAUGGGAGGAG